This is a messenger RNA of Thlaspi arvense, 1203 nucleotides long. Lineage: Eukaryota; Viridiplantae; Streptophyta; Magnoliopsida; Brassicales; Brassicaceae. The record is from the annotation of a GenBank genome assembly.
AUGUACACAGGGGCACUUCUCUUUUACGCAGCGGAUCCUCAGAACCUCCUCGGUUCUUCAUCAGAGGAAACAUCCUUAAAGCUGAAGAAAUCUCUGUCUGGAACAUUACCAUUCUUCUACCCUCUUGCCGGAAGAAUCAUGGGAAGUUUCGUCAACUGUAAUGAUGAAGGAGCUGUGUUUAUAGAAGCUCGAGUGGACCAUCUUCUCUCGGAGUUUCUCAAGUGCCCUGUUCCUGAAUCAUUGGAACCACUCCUUCCUCUUGAAGCUAAGUCAAGAGACGCAGUCACGUGGCCUGCGUUGCUAAUCCAAGCCAAUUUCUUCAGCUGUGGAGGAUUAGUUAUCACAAUCUGUAUUUCGCAUAAGAUCACUGAUGCAACAUCUUUGGCAAUGUUCAUCAGAGGAUGGAGUGAGUCCUCAAGAGGUUUGGGGAUUACGUUGGUUCCAAGUUUCAACGCUUCUGAUUUCUUUCCUCUACCUCCUCAUCAUGAGCUCCUUUUAAAACCGAUGGAUCACAAAGUCGAGGCUGAAGAGAUGAGUUGUGUGACAAGGAGGUUUGUGUUCGAUGCUUCAAAUAUCAAGAAACUCAGAGCCAAAGCUUCAAGCAGCCUUGUCAAGAAUCCAACCCGUGUUGAAGCCGUCACAGCUCUUUUCUGGAGAUGUGCUACUAAGGCUUCUAGGUCGAGAUCUUCAACACCAAGAAGUUCCGUGCUCCAGAUACCGGUGAGCUUACGAGGAAAGGUAGAUUCUUUGUCUGAGAACACAAUUGGGAACAUGCUCUCCAUCAUGAUUCUCAAGAAGGAAGAAGCUAUGAUAAACGGGAUUCAAGAUUUGGUUGAGGAGUUAAGGCGGGCAAAGGAAAUCUUUACCUUGAACUGCAAGGAAAUGACUAAAUCCUCGUCUAGAAUUCUUGAGUUUUUGGAAGAGAUUGGGAAAGUAUAUAGAAGAGAAGAUGAGGUGGACUUUUGGAUGAGUAAUAGCUGGUGUAAGCUAGGCAUGUACGAGGCUGAUUUCGGAUGGGGAAAGCCGGUUUGGGUAACCGGAAGAGGCACUUCCAAUUUCAAGAACUUGAUGUUGUUGAUUGAUGCCAAAGAUGGUGAUGGGAUCGAAGCUUGGAUCACUCUUACGGAAGAGCACAUGUCGCUUUUGGAAUGCGAUGAAGAGCUUCUUGAAUCAGCUUCCUUGAAUCCCCCUGUUUUGAUUUAG